GGACGAAAAAGAAAGGAAAAGCCAAUGCCAUGGUGGGGGGUGGUAUUGGGCUACUCUACGCUGGGCUAUGACUAUUUGGUUAUUUUUUCAAUAUUGCGGCGGGAUGAUGGCAGAGAGGGGUGGGGAUUGGAUUACAUACUUCUCCUGCUCCUGCCGCGCGUGGAGCUGAAUUGAUCCUUUCAGUUGUCGAUCGCCAGAGUAGCUGAAUAGCCUCCUCCUACCCAAUCCAACCACUGGUCUAUCUGUCCAUCAGCCGCUAGAAACCAACGUCAUCCUCGCCGAUCAGUGAGAUUCUUACCACUAUAACCGCCGCUAUACUAUGCCUACACGAAGUACCGGAUACUCCCUGUGCCACGCAAUACCCAGAGGGAUAGCACAAUCCAGGAUGGGGACGCUGGGGAUGGGGAUGGGGACGCUGGGGAUGGGGAUGGGGACGCUGGGGAUGGGGAUGGGGACGGGGACGCUGGGGAUGGGGACGAUGGGGACGGGGACGCUGGGGAUGGGGACGAUGGGGACGCCGAGGACGCUGGGGACGCCCAGGAUACGCAAUCAGGACAGCCCAAAGACACUCCAAGAUACACUGGGACACACUGGGACACACUGGGACACACUGGGACACACUGGGACACACUGGGACACGCCUACCAAGCCAUUUGUACUAAAGAGGAUCCUGCAUCAUCCUCCACCGUCCAAACACCGAGUUACCACCGAAGCAAAACAUGACGGCCACGGCGGCUCCGUCAACAACUAA
Molecule: messenger RNA, 751 nt
Organism: Pseudogymnoascus destructans
Lineage: Eukaryota; Fungi; Ascomycota; Leotiomycetes; Thelebolales; Thelebolaceae
Exons: 2
Coding region: 320-751 (143 amino acids)
Source: RefSeq, a predicted model, not a curated record